Striga asiatica is the source of this 3192-nucleotide messenger RNA. The record is from the annotation of a GenBank genome assembly. NCBI's taxonomy places the organism in Eukaryota, Viridiplantae, Streptophyta, Magnoliopsida, Lamiales, Orobanchaceae.
CACCACUCUCUUCCGCCAUACCAGAAAUUAGAUUACAUCAAAUAUUGCUACACAUUCCAAUCUCACCAUUUUCCUGACCGUUAAUUAUAAGAAACGUCAUGGCAACACAUGAUGCAACCGAGGGAAAAACCUAAAAUUCCUAUCGAUUUUUUUUUUUAUCUGGAAAUUCUUCCAUGGCCCUCCUCUGCAAUCUGCAGCCACUCGCAGCUGCAUUUCAUAUACGACACAAUAAAUUGCAAAUAGCUCGCCAUCAUUUAUAUCCCCGUUUCAAUCAAGAAAAAUCCCAAUUUUCCGCUUGUCCGGGAUUCCAUUAUAUCCUACCAGUAAAAUCAGCUUCACUUAAUGGAUACCCCAUUAACAAAGAAGACGAUUGCGGCCUUCCAUUGAUCGAUAGUGAGAGAAUAGAGUUGAGCGAGAAGCUGAAGAAAUGGGUUCAGUUUGUGAGAGAAAUCUUGCCCGGUGGAAACUGGUGGAGGCUCUCAUCAGAAGGCGUUGAUAAUGUCAUUUCGGCAAAGCCCGUGACAGUUUUGCGGGCCCUUAGAAAAAUGUGGGAGAUGAUUGCCCACGAUAGAUGGGUUGUAUUUACUGCGUUUGCUUCACUCAUUGUCACUGCGGUUUCCGAGAUAGCAAUCCCUCAUUAUCUGACUGCAUCAAUCUUCUCUGCGCAAAGUAGUACAAUCACCCACUUUCACAAGAACGUGCGCCUCUUGGUUAUACUGUGUAUCACUGCUGGAAUAUGCAGUGGUAUCCGAGGUUGCUUGUUUGGCAUUGCAAAUAUGAUCCUCGUCAAGCGACUGCGGGAAAGAUUGUACUCAACUCUUCUUCUUCAGGAUAUUUCCUUUUUUGACUCAGAAACAGUUGGUGAUUUGACGAGUAGGCUGGGUUCAGAUUGUCAACAAGUCUCUCGUGUGAUUGGAAACGAUCUAAACCUGAUAUUGCGCAAUGUGCUUCAGGGUUCAGGUGCUCUGGUUUACCUUCUCAUUCUUUCAUUGCCACUUGGACUAUGUGUACUCACAAUUUGCAUCUCCCUCUCAAGCAUUAUGCUAAUAUAUGGCCAGUAUCAAAAGAAAUCUGCUAGGUUAAUUCAGGAGUUCACUGCAUCUGCCAAUGAAGUAGCGGAAGAGACAUUCUCUUUGAUGAGAACUGUACGGGUUUAUGGGACAGAGCAACAAGAACUUGAAAGGUAUCAGCAAUGGCUAGAAAGAUUAGCUAGCAUAAGCUUGCGACAAAGUGCUGCAUAUGGAUUUUGGAACUUCAGCUUCAACACUCUAUAUCACUCAACACAGGUUAUUGCUGUGCUGAUAGGAGGAAUUUCUAUUCUGAGUGGAAAUAUAACAGCCGAGCAGCUUACUAAGUUCAUUUUGUACAGUGAAUGGCUAAUCUAUUCAACAUGGUGGGUUGGGGAUAAUUUAUCAUCAUUGAUGCAGUCAAUUGGAGCAAGUGAAAAAGUCUUUCACCUUAUUGAUCAUCCACCCAGUCACCAGUUUACUGCAAAAGGGUCAAAGUUGCAUAAGUUGAUGGGACAAGUUGAAUUUGUGGAUGUAUCCUUUCACUAUCCUUCCAGAACUGAGGUGGAGGUGAAGGUGGAGGUAGAGGAUCUGAAGCAUUGAGUUUGGGCAAGUGAAGCCGAUGAUUCUCUUUCAAUUAACAAAAUGAGAAGUGAGGGAAUCGAACAAUGACCAAUUUAUUGUAGAAAUUUGCGGAUCAAUGAUUAGACCACGCAAACUAGAAAGACUUUCUUGGAACAGAAGGGAAUAUGUAUGGUCUUCCGAAGGAGUUAGUUGCUUUGUUGUUCAUUGGAUUGAUGUCUGAUAGCCUUUCCCCAACCUUUGUCAUGUGUAGCUACGAAAUAUGUGUUGUGCUUUCCUUCACCUAAGAAAGAAGGCUAGGUUUAAAAGGUGCUGUCAAGUAGCUCGACCAACAUGGUGCAUGCUUUGAUAUUGCUCUUUAAUUUGUGCUUUGGUGAAGAAAUCAACCACUUCCAGCUCCGAGGGCAUAUAGCGAACAACAAUUGUUUUGUGAUGACAGUGAGACCAGGUGCCUGUUCUCCAGCAUUUCAAUAUAGCUGUUCAUCCUGGAGAAGUAGUCGCCAUUGUGGGUCUUAGUGGUAGUGGGAAAAGCACCUUAGUCAACCUUUUGCUCCGUCUUUAUGAGCCAACAAACGGCGAGAUACUGAUUGACGGCCACCCAAUGAGAGAACUGAACAUCCAGUGGUUACGAGAAAGGAUUGGAUAUGUUGGACAGNNNCCCCCACUCUUUCGAAUGGAUGUCAGUUCGAACAUAAAAUACGGUUGUCCUCGAGAUGUUAGUCAGCAGGAUAUUGAAUGGGCUGCAAAACAAGCUGUUGCACAUGAAUUUGUCUCAUCCCUGCCACAUGGCUACCAAACACUGGUUGAUGACGAUUUGCUCAGUGGAGGUCAAAAGCAGAGGAUCGCAAUCGCAAGGGCUAUUCUUAGAGACCCUACCAUUUUGAUACUUGAUGAAGCCACGAGUGCUUUAGAUGUAGAGAGCGAACAUAAUGUCAAGGGUGUGCUUGGUGCUGUGAAAAGCGAUUUUGUAACCAAGAGGACAGUCUUCGUAAUUGCACAUAGGCUUUCAACAGUUCAAACUGCAGACAGAAUAAUAGUGAUGGAUGGUGGCAAAAUCAUUGAGAUGGGCAACCACAUGGAGCUCCUGGGGAAGGACGGGCUAUAUGCACGUUUGAUCAAAAGACAGUCAGAUGCUGUUGUCUGAUUUUCUCCCAGCAAUAUAUGUCCAUCACAGCAUCUCAACUUGAUUGCAAAACUGCAAGUGCUUCCAUCAUGGAUAUGAUAUUGACUGUGGGUGUAUGGUUUUGCUAACGAGUUAGAUCAUAGUAUGUACAUAUAUGCACACAUUGGUAAAAUUUAAGGCAAGUGUAGUGGUGUCAAAUGUAUUUGUAUAUGAUAUGACGUUCAACAUGUUGUAGACAGCUUGGUUUGAAUGUUUUGCUAGGUUGUAGUCGAGUGAUUAAUGACCUAUACUUGACCCCCGAGCAAUGUAUAUUGGGUUGUUUUUAUGUUCAAUUUAUUUUUAUAUCAGAUAUAAUUGUGUUUUGCUUUGGAUCUGAGAUUAUCUCAGUUAAUAGUUACCUAAUAAAACCAUCGAGCUUUCACAAAAUACUGAUAUUAAGCACGAUGGCCAUGCAUGGAAUUGUUCCCACACCAGUUACUG